AUGCCCGAGCCGCGCCGAGUUAAAGUAGGCACUCUCGCCGACUCGUUGUGGGCCCCUGGCCGAUCUGAAGACCGCGCUGCUGCUUUCCGCGCUGAGAGAGUAGCCAAAGCUGCGGGAACAGGCUUUUAUCGCCCUACACCCUCUUCUAAUGAUGAUGAUGAUAAUGAGCCGGAGCUCAUUCUUGUAUUUGAUCCACAUAUCGAAGCUCAAUUGAACAAGUAUCUCACCCCACCACAAUCUCCUGUUCAACGACCUGUUCCUGCCAUCAUCGCACAAACAACCCAACCACGACAAGCCCAGAAUAUCUCCGAGGCGGAUUUCUUCGCAGCCUACGAAGCCAGAAGCAAAGCUAAGAACCCUACUCCAAGCCCUUCUUCAGCUUCAAAGUCUUCGCCCACCUCUAGUCUCAAGCAAGCCAAGUCUCAAGCUCAAUCUUCGACUUCAAGCAAUUCCUCACCUUUGAAGCUCAACCCAACUGCCGCUCCAUUCCGAGUUACCUCUAAUCUUGAGCAAGCCAAGUUCCAGGCAAACUCUUCGACUUCAAGCACUUCGUCACUCUUGAAGCUCAACCCGACUGCCGCCCCAAUCCAACAACGUUCUUCUUCGGCCAUGGCAGCAACAGUCCAACCACGACAAGCCCAGAACAUCUCCGAGGCAGAUUUCUUCGCAGCCUACGAAGCCAGAAACAAAGCUAAGCAGCCGACUGCAAGCGCUUCUUCAGCUUCCAAGUUGUCACCCACCUCUGGUCUCCAGCAAGCCAAGUCUCUGGCUCAAUCUUCGACUUCAAGCAAUUCCUCACCUUCGAAGCUCAACCCAAUUGCCGCUCCAUUCCAAGUUACCUCUAAUCCUGAGCAGGCCAAGCGUCAGGCUAAGUCUUCACCUUCAAGCACCUCGUCACUUUCGAAGCUGUCACCUACCGCGACUCCCUUCACGAUGAAUGUCACUGCUUCCAGAAAUAUUCUCGUGACUGGCGCCACCGGUCCCUGGCCUCAAUUCGGUGUCGAGUGCAUUGAUGAGAAUUGGGUCACUGUCUCCGGCCUUGAUCAACCCGAGCUCGAGUUUGACGAUCGCGUCAGCGAGGCCGGUCUUGAAGAUCUCCCUCGUCAAAUCGUGCGCGCCACCGAGGGCAACGACAUGACCAACCAACUACUUGACUGGGACGGAAAGCGCUGGGCUCCUCCUCCAGCCUGUUGGGAGAACGAUAGAGCUGGCUUCGAUGGUGCAUUUGUCCCUAACUACGUUCGCGAGUGGGUUCAAACUACCCCAUCGGGCGAAGAAGUCACCUUGAGCACUAGUACCGACGCGUUCAUCGACGGAAAGGCUCCUGUCGACAACGACGUCCUCAUUUCACCUGUCUCUCAACCUGAUAUCGUCCAAAACCCAAACCCAGAUUCCGAUCUUGUCACCAAGGCACCAACAUCUGAGGCCGCUGUUCUCCUAGCUCUGAACAAGCAGAAGGCUGCCAACAACAAGAAUAAACUCAACAAAGCUACGAUCAAGCACCAGAACGAGCAAUUGGCAGCUUUUGUCCCUGGACCCAGCCCCUUCCAACCAGCAAUGGAGAUGUAUCUUCGUCCCGCCGAGCCAAAGGAUGCUGCCGGUAUUGCUGCAAUCUACAAUAUGGCCAUUCAAUCAUCCAAUAUUCCCGAAGAUCAAGCUCCCAUCACAGCUGAACAGGUUGCGUGGUUCAUUACCGAAUUUAAGGACAAAUUACCAUUCAUUGUCGCCGUUCGCGGUGCCUGCCCAAAGGUCCAUAGCACGGAUAGCUUGGAACAAGUCAUUGGCUACGCUCGUUGUGAACCAUUCGACUUCGGCAUGGUCGGUGCAACUGACGGUCGCUCUCGUGGUACUGGUCUUCUACACGUCUACGUUGAUCCCCAGUUCCGCCGCAAGCGCGUUGGUUACAACCUCAUGGACCGUCUCUUGCAUAUUCUCUCUCCUGGUCACGCCUACAUGGAAGGUGCCAAAUGGGUAAAUCCGACAGGUAGCAAGUACGCCGAGACUGCUGGUUGUGGACGCUGGCACCAACUCUUCUUCAAGUUUGCCGUCUUCAAGGAUCGAGAUGAUACUUACGAGUGGAUGAAGAGCUUCCUUUAUGGAAAGUUCUACUUCAAGGAGACUGCACGACUUCCUUCUGCUGCUCGAAGCAAGCUCGCCUCCAGAGAUGCUCAAUUCAUGGAUCUCGUCUUCCUUCAACGCGAGGCCAUGCCAGCUGGUGAAUUCGAGCCUUACAUGUAAAGCUCAUCGUCGCC
Messenger RNA from Mollisia scopiformis, 2252 nucleotides. RefSeq lists its product as uncharacterized. The coding region runs from base 1 to 2238 and encodes 745 amino acids. The transcript has 2 exons. NCBI's taxonomy places the organism in Eukaryota, Fungi, Ascomycota, Leotiomycetes, Helotiales, Mollisiaceae. Gene Ontology annotation, molecular function: acyltransferase activity, transferring groups other than amino-acyl groups. The record is from RefSeq and is a predicted model, not a curated record.